GGGCCGCCAGGUCCGGCUGGUCCGCUCCGCCCCGCCGCGCGCCCAGAGUGCGCAGUCCUUCGGCGAGCUUGUGUCGUCUGCCUGUUCUCUGAGCAUCUUGUCACGGUCCUCUCGACGCGGACUCGCGCGUCCCACGCCUCGCGUCUUCCGGCCCGCCAGCGGGCUCCCGGCGCCCUCGUCGUUCCGUGCGCCCUCCCGCGAGCCCCGGCCCGCCUCGCGUCCGCCUCCUCAGCCCGCGCGCAGCAUGGCGCCCCCCCAGGUCCUCGCGUUCGGGCUCCUGCUCGCGGCUGCGACGGCGGCAGUGGCCGCGGCUCAGAAAGAAUGUAUCUGUGAAAACUACAAACUGACCGCAAACUGCUCUGAGAACAGAGAUGGUCAAUGCCACUGUAUUUCACUUGGUACACAACAUUCUGUCAUUUGCUCAAAAUUGGCUACCAAAUGUUUGGUGAUGAAGGCAGAAAUGUCUCACUCAAAGUUGGGGAGAAGACUAAAACCUGAAGAUGCUAUCCAAAAUAAUGACGGGCUCUACGAUCCAGACUGUGAUGAGAAUGGGCUUUUUAAAGCCAAGCAGUGCAAUGGCACCACCACGUGCUGGUGUGUGAACACUGCUGGUGUCAGAAGAACGGAUAAAGACACUGAAAAAUCCUGCUCUGAACGAGUGAGGACCUACUGGAUUAUCAUUGAACUAAAACACAGAACAAGAGAAAAACCUUAUGAUAUUCAAAGUUUACAGACUGCACUCAAGAAGAUAAUCACAACUCGUUAUCAACUGGAUCCAAAAUAUAUCACAAAUAUUCUGUAUGAGAAUGAUCUUAUCACUAUUGAUCUGAUGCAGAAUUCUUCUCAGAAAACUCAGAAUGAUGUGGACAUAGCUGAUGUGGCUUAUUAUUUUGAAAAAGAUGUUAAAGAUGAAUCCUUGUUCCAGUCUAAGAAAAUGGAUCUAAGAGUAGAUGGGGAACAGCUGGAUCUGGAUCCUAGUCGAACUGCAAUUUACUAUGUUGAUGAAAAACCACCUGAAUUUUCAAUGCAGGGUCUAAAAGCUGGUAUUAUUGCUAUCAUUGUGGUUGUGACAAUAGCAGUUAUUGCUGGAAUCGUUGUGCUGGUUAUUUCCAGAAAGAACAGAACGGCGAAGUAUGAGAAAGCUGAGAUAAAGGAGAUGGGCGAGAUGCAUAGGGAACUCAGUGGAUAAAUACUGUAAUUUGAAUAGUAACUACAAGAAGGGAAAUUAGCAAAUGGACUCAGAUUACAAAUAUAUGAGUGUGAGACAAAGAAAUCUUUGAAGACUACUUUUGUUGACAUAUAUUUGUAAUGGUGAUACCUAUAUUCAAAAUAUAAGUAGCUUGAAAUUGACUUUACCAAUCUUAAAAUUUGACCACAAAUGUCAUAUAUAUGAGAUCUGAUAUCCCAGAAUCUUUUAGUCUCAGAACUUUGACUGCAUAGUUAAAAUUAUUUAUACAUAACACUGAAGAGUCCAUUAAAUAUGCUUCCACAGUAGGUUUUGAAUGACUACUAUCUCAUCCAUUUGUGAUUAAAACCUGCCUUCCUAUUUACUUCGAGUCUUGUACAUAUACACCUUUUUUAUGAACUAUAAAAUAAAACAUUUUAAAAGUUUCCUAA
Messenger RNA from Pteropus alecto (black flying fox), 1617 nucleotides. RefSeq names its product epithelial cell adhesion molecule (gene EPCAM). The coding region runs from base 245 to 1189 and encodes 314 amino acids. The record is from RefSeq and is a predicted model, not a curated record. The transcript is spliced from 9 exons. Gene Ontology annotation, molecular function: cadherin binding involved in cell-cell adhesion. Gene Ontology annotation, cellular component: bicellular tight junction; membrane. Lineage: Eukaryota; Metazoa; Chordata; Mammalia; Chiroptera; Pteropodidae.